AAACACGUCUACAUUAAAAAUUAGGGAACGAGAUAGUUAAAAUACUUGUGGAUUAGUCUUCCUUCACAAUGCGACGUGUUGUUAUUCAAUGUCGAAAAGAUGAGGAUAUACCAAUACUAAUGGAAAUAAUCAAUUCAUUCAAUGCAUUAUUAAUACGUCCUGAUACACCGGAACGAUUUGAUAUGAUCCAUGUGGAAAUAUCAGAGGAGAGUGAGACAACACUAACUGACUUCAAAACUCAAUUAGAAGAUAAGAUACCUGAUGUUGCUGUGAAAAUAUUUUGAAAAAGAUAAUACCGGACGGAAGAUGGAAGAUACAAUCAGACAGUUGAGGGAAGUGUCUAUUGAAUUUAUUACAAACAAUGACUACUAUUAUUCUAUAUUGUUGUCAUCACCAUUGUGAUCAUUGUGUAAACAUAAAAUUUUAACAAAUAAAAAUUAUUAUUA
Messenger RNA from Trichobilharzia szidati, 446 nucleotides. The record is from the annotation of a GenBank genome assembly. Lineage: Eukaryota; Metazoa; Platyhelminthes; Trematoda; Strigeidida; Schistosomatidae.